Molecule: messenger RNA, 423 nt
Organism: Clonostachys byssicola
Lineage: Eukaryota; Fungi; Ascomycota; Sordariomycetes; Hypocreales; Bionectriaceae
Source: the annotation of a GenBank genome assembly
AUGCCGCGAAGUGGGACGAAUUGGGAUAUUGAGGACGAUGCAUUUGCUCAUAACGUACUGCGGCAAUCCGAACUAAGACAGACGCCAAAGAAUUCCUCGCUGGCUAUGGACAAGAUCUUCCCAGGCGAUACUACAUUUAUACGCCACUGUGUUUCGUUUAUGAGUAUCCAAAUCCUAGCGAUCUAUAAAGGCCGGGAUUGCGCGAACGCUCCAUUUUCACCCAACAUCGAGUACUGUAUGAUUCUCUUCUGGCAGCAGUUCCAGGACUCCCUCAAGCUCAGCUGGCCGUUUGGUUUGGCAGACUGCUAUAGCGUCGACCCAGAUACAGGACGAUGCAUCCUCAUACCUGCUUUCCAGAAUCGCCCUGAAGGCAAAACCGCGUUAAGGACCUCAACGCCUGGAGAAUGUCGACGGACAUUUUGA